Molecule: messenger RNA, 1939 nt
Organism: Papaver somniferum (opium poppy)
Lineage: Eukaryota; Viridiplantae; Streptophyta; Magnoliopsida; Ranunculales; Papaveraceae
Product: protein ZINC INDUCED FACILITATOR-LIKE 1-like
Exons: 17
Coding region: 334-1797 (487 amino acids)
Biological process (GO): transmembrane transport
Molecular function (GO): transmembrane transporter activity
Source: RefSeq, a predicted model, not a curated record
CACAUCGAUGGAGACUCAUUUCUUAUUGUACUUCAUGGUAUCUUAAUACUAGACACUGGGAUACUCCAAUUUGAAAUAGUGGAAAAGAAAACUUUGGCAUUUUAUGGUAUUUUUAUAAAUCAAGAUUGGAAGUUAGCAGUUGUCGAUCUUGUUUUUAUUAGUUUGUUUAAGAGAAAGAUUCCAAGUUGAAUUUUAAUGGAGUUGGGUUAACAGUGACUUUUUUCUCUCUUUAAAAUGAGUUCGUUUGUCUGAUAUGUUCAUAUUCAAUGAAAGAACUUGGAAAUGUAGGAGCGGAGAGUAUUAACUGUUGUUGAUGCAAGGAUUAUCUAACUAAUGGCAGAUCAGAAUAGUAAUAGAACAGGAUUGUUGUCCAAGACUGAGAAGGAUGUUGUGUACUAUGCGAAUUGCCCAGGUUGCAAAAUUGAAGACAGGAAAGCAACGAACUUGGGAAUACCUUACAAGGAAUUAGUUUAUAUAUGGAUUGUUGUAUUAAGCGCAGUUCUUCCGAUAUCAUCUCUGUUUCCAUACCUAUACUUUCUGGUAAGAGACUUCAAUAUAGCCAAAAAGGAGGAAGAUAUUGGAUACUAUGCGGGAUGUGUAGGGUCUGCAUAUAUGUUUGGAAGAGCUUUAACGUCUUUGUUGUGGGGAGCCUUAGCUGACAGAUACGGUCGAAAACCUGUUAUACUCGCCUGCUGUACUACAGUGAUUAUAUGCAACACUCUAUUUGGUCUCUGUACAAACUUUUGGAUAGCUGUUGCUAUGAGAUUUCUUCUUGGAUGUUUCAGUGGUAUAUUUGGCCCAGUUCAGGCUUAUGCCACUGAAGUUUGUCGAAAAGAAUAUCAAGCUUUAGGACUAUCAUUUAUUAGUACGGCAUGGGCAAUAGGAUUGAUAAUUGGUCCUGCUCUUGGAGGUUUCCUAGCACAGCCUGCAGAGAAGUAUCCAAAUAUAUUUUCAAAAGAUUCUCUUUUUGCAAGAUUUCCAUACUUUCUACCUUGCCUCUGUAUAUCAGUAUGCGCAACAGCCGCAACUAUAGCAUGCUGUUGGCUUCCGGAAACAUUGCACAAACAUAGUGCACCAAAUGAAGAAUCCUAUGGGGCUGAUCAUGUGACUGAAAAGAUACAAGAGAGUAAGGAAAUAAGAUCAACAGAUUCUAAGGGAAGCCUUUUCACAAAUUGGCCGCUAAUCUCAUGUAUUGUUGUAUAUUGUGUUUUCUCACUUCACGAUAUGGCCUACAGCGAGAUUUUCUCAUUAUGGGCUGUAAGUCCUAGAAAGUUUGGUGGAUUGAGCUACACCACUGAGAAUGUUGGUGAAAUCCUUUCAAUCACAGGUGUUGGUCUUUUCCUCUUUCAACUUGUAAUAUAUCCAACAAUUGAGAGGACUCUGGGAACCCUCUCAGUAGCUCGCGCUGUGGCGGUUUUAUCUGUACUCUUGCUUUCAAGUUAUCCAUUCAUAGCUAAACUAUCUGGGCACAGCCUUUACUUGAUAAUAAAUACUGCAUCAGUUUUGAAGAACAUUUUCGCUACUACUAUCUUCACUGGCUUAAUAAUCAUGCAAAACAACUCGGUCUCUCAACACCAAAGAGGAGCCGCAAAUGGAAUUUCUAUGACUGCCAUGUCUCUUUUCAAAGCAUUUGGUCCAGCCGGUGGUGGUGCUCUCUUUUCAUUGGCACAAAAGCGUAUAAAUGCUACCUUUUUACCUGGUAACUAUUUGAUUUUCUUCAUCCUAAAUGUGAAUUUGGUGAUUGGAUUAGUCAUGACUUUCAGGCCAUUUCUCGCACUCCCUCGACGAUCCGGAUAAUUUAUGAAGCAGGGUAAAAUAAAGGAUGUUAUUAGCUGCAGUAAUAGUUUAACAUGACGGAUGAAAAUUUUGUAUUGAAAAACAAGUGCUGUUUUGACAUUCUACAGUAAUUUUAAGUACUGUAUAUCAUCUUGCCAAUGAA